CCUGCAAUGAAGUACAAUUUGGCCACAUCAAAACCAACAACUCCCUUUAAACAUUCAGCUCCACAAAAUGGAUUGUGUCAUGAUGAUAGUUCCAUCAAGCAAUCGACAUGUUCAAAAGUAUAUGGUUAGACAUGCAUGUCACUACAAAAUGUUGAUUGUCUACUACUAAAUUAUCUUAUGCCUGGAGUUGCCCGUCAUCCUAAUCAUCUACUUACUGUCUCUGUCCCUACCUCUACCCUACCCCUGCCCCCUACCCCUUUUAACAACGACCUUGGUUCUGUAGGGGCAGGAGGGUAUCUCCCCUUCAUUGGUCUAAGAUGAUGGUGGAAGUGAUGGAGUAGGCAUGAAGGUGGAUAUGUCGGCUCCAUCGACAGGUUGAGAAGAUGAUCCGCCAUGUUGAGGAGAUGCAGCUACUGAAGAUGCUCCACCAUGUAGAGGAGAUGGAGCUGCCAUAGGUGGUUCCUCAUUACCUUCACGAUUCUGUAAGCAUACAUAAAGAAACAAUAUAGAAUAUAACAAGUCAGAUAUAAUGCAUAAGCAGCGCUCGCUUGUGCGUGACUACGCGCGGGGCGGCCACAAAACGCUUCACUUAUUCAUUAAGCGGUGCACAAAGUGUUAUAUAAUACAAGGUAAGGUUUUUAAUCUUAUCACCGGCCUUUUCUUUUCACAAUGAUUAUAUAAUUACAUAUAUACAACUACAAUAAUAUAUAUAUAAUACGUACGUGUACAGACAAAUACAUACAAGGAUAUACAUAAGUGAAUUAACCAAUAAUUAUCAUCUAGAGGAGUAAUUUUCAUUUUGGUUUGAUGAGAUUAUUUUGUUAGUAAUUACUUAUGUGUUUUGCACGCCUAUUUAGUUAAAUAUUAUAUGAGUAUAUAACGGUACUAAAUUACUACAUAUAGAUAGUUUUAUACAUUAUUAUGACUAGAUAGAGUCAUAUAACAAUAAUGAAAUCAUCAAUUAAAUUGCCUAAAAUAUGUGUUCCACGUGUGGUACACAUUUUAUACAUGUUUAAUAUGUGGUACAUCAAAUAUAAGAGAUUGUUAAAUGUUAAUUAAUUCAUCAUAUUGUUUGUUAAGUUAUUAAUUAUUUAAAUUUAAUUGAAAAGUAUUGCAAAACAACAAUUUCAUCGAACAUUUAUUAAAAACGACUAUUUUUGCUUCCAACGCUUAAGCGUGCCAAAGCGAGCACGACGCUAGGGACUGCCUCAACGACUGCCUUACGCCUAGCACUUUCUUGAACCUUGUGCAUAAUUGGACUUUAAUCUAAAUCUAGAGCUUGCCUAUCAUUUAGCAAGCAAACAUCAGCAAGCAAAGCAUGUAAAAUGUGGUACAAAAGCACACAAUCAGGUUUAGAAUUAUACCUUGUUGUGAAAUCGACUGUUGUGUCCCUUUUCUCCGCAUAUUAUGCAUGUUAUGGCAAUUGCACUCUUUGACAUUGCUUUGUACUAUCUUCCUUGCUUGUCUUUCUUUGUUUUCUCCAAUUCCCAUGCUUCUUUGCGUCUCUUUGUUUGUCUAGAACCCCUUUUCUUCUCUGGAAAUUUCGGUGACUGAAGUUUAAGAAAAUCCUCAUGAAUCCACUGGUUGGAAUCAUUGAGAGGGCUGAUUGGAAAAGAGUAUGACCUCUUGCAAGCCUCGACACGAUAGCAAUCAGCCAUGUACAGUUCUGACUCCUCCUUGUUCAUCUUCAUGCAGGCAAUUGCAUGUUGGCAAUGGAUGCCACUUAACUGCCACCUACCACACGCGCAUGUUCGGUUCCUCAGAUCCACCACAUACCUUCCUCUGUACGACUCCACCUGGUACUCCAUGUUCCCAUUGAAGGUUGGGAAGCAAAUGGAAGCCCACUGUCUGUACGUGUUCAAUUUCAUUAUAGGCUUAGGACAAACACUGGUCCCAUUCGCCUCGAGUCACUCCAUUUGCCUCCUUCUAACAACUAAUCUCUUCAUCACUUUUUCAAAGAUGUCUUUCAAGAACGACAGAAUUGGCAUGCCUCAUGACUUGAGGAUGUACUUGUUGAAGUUCUCGCAAUGAUUGUUAACACCCAUGUAAGUUUGUUCGAAGUUCUGUAGAAUGCCUUGCAUCACUGUGUUCGGUCCCUUUCCAGGAGCCAUUGAUGGGGCGUUUCAUCCCCAAUCAUAUAUCACUUGCCAACAGUGCUCAACUACUCCAUUGUUGCCAAAUGUUCAGCCAAAUAGGUUGCACUGGCAGCUCUAUAGAAGAGAUCCCGCAGCCUCUUCGACCUGCUAAACAUCCCACUAAAGUUGACAAACAUAUGUCUUACACAGAAUCGAUGCUCAACAUUAGUGUACAUGGAGUUCAUCACAUACAUAAGACCCUACAAGGAUAAUAUAGUAGAAAGUAAGAAACAACCAUGUUCUAAUAAUACCCUACUAAUUCAUAGAAUGUGCAAAAUGCAUUAGAACCUACUAAUUUGUAUCAGACCCUACUGAAGUGCAUCAAAUCCUAAUUAAUUCAACUAAUUCAUGGUAUGUGCAAAAUUCAUUGUAAACCCCAUAAUAGGUAAGAUAAAAAAUAAUUACCUUUUGUCGGUCAGACAUGAAAGUCCAGUCUGAUGAUUGGUUUAUGUCCAAGUCUUCUCCCAAAUGUGCCAUGAACCAUUCCCAUGUGUCGUGACACUCCUUCUAGACUAUUGCCCAUGCAACUGGGUAUAUACAGUCAUCCUCAUCGAUCCUCACAGUCGAAAGAAGCUGCCAUCGGGGCAUAGCUUUUAGAAAACAACCAUCCACCCCGAUCAUCUUCCGACAACCAGCUUUGAACCCUUAUUUUAGUGGCCCCAGACAGAUUUAGAUGCUCUCAAAUGUUAGUUGCCUAUGCUCAAUCACCACUGAUGUACCAGGAUUCCUAACUUCCAACUCCUUCUUAUAUGCAUACAACUUUGCAAACUGGAGGCUGUCUUCACCAUGAACCACUUUCAGAGCCAGCUGUUUGGUUCUGUAAGCCUCCAUCCGGUUAAUCUUCAAGCUUAAAUCACUCAUGACUUUAUUGACGAGAUUAGGUAUUGACCACAAAGGAUCUACCUUAAACCUGGUCAAGUACUUCUUCAUAAGAAAAGAGGGUGCAACAGCCCUUAGGUCUUCACCAACACCACAAGUAUGCUCAAGAUUGGCCGUCCUAAUUUGCACAGUAUCACAAUCCUUCACCUUUGCAGCAUACAGUUUGAACCCACAUUCGUGUUGGCACACACAAAUCACGCGCUUCUUGUCAUUAGUUGGAAACCUCACAUCCCUUCUUUGAGUCACAGCAUGUGACUUGCAAGCAUUCUUGAAUCAUCAAAUGAUGCAAAUAGCUGGCCGAUCUUGAUCUCAGGAACCUCUAUAUCCCUUUCAGCCUGAAACACUGGGAGGAUAGUGUCUACAUUAAAAAAUCUUCGUCUUCUUCGCUGCCCCAGCCAGUCUUCUCCAACAACUCAGCCUCACUUGCAUAGUCAUCCUCCCUCUCUAGUACAUCCUCAUCUACAACAACUUCAUUAACGGUAGGUGCAGGUGGAGGCCCUCUAUGACUUGACCCUGUGGAUUCCUUGGUCUAUCUCCCUCCUCUUUGUAACCUUCGUCGUCCUAUUUGAACCGACCCAAAAGACAACUUGAUUACUUCCUCCUCCCUUCUCCAACUAUGAACCAUGUGCGCUGUAUCCGGGUUGCCACAAGAGGAAUCAAUGUGUUUGACAAAGAUUUGGAUAAUUUUGUCAACAUAAACGUAACAUCCCAUCUCUAAUACAUCACUGUCAUUUUC
Molecule: messenger RNA, 3750 nt
Organism: Linum trigynum
Lineage: Eukaryota; Viridiplantae; Streptophyta; Magnoliopsida; Malpighiales; Linaceae
Source: the annotation of a GenBank genome assembly